Messenger RNA from Ostreococcus lucimarinus CCE9901, 2645 nucleotides. RefSeq lists its product with no specific name. Gene Ontology annotation, biological process: translational elongation. Gene Ontology annotation, molecular function: ribosome binding; translation elongation factor activity; GTPase activity. Gene Ontology annotation, cellular component: cytosol; ribonucleoprotein complex. The coding region runs from base 47 to 2593 and encodes 848 amino acids. NCBI's taxonomy places the organism in Eukaryota, Viridiplantae, Chlorophyta, Mamiellophyceae, Mamiellales, Bathycoccaceae. The record is from RefSeq and is a predicted model, not a curated record. The transcript has 3 exons.
CGCUCGCGCACGCCGACGACGAAGAGACGCCGCCCGAUCGCUCGCCAUGGUGAAGUUUACCAUCGAUGAGCUGCGCAAGCAGAUGGAUCACAACAAGAAUAUCCGUAAUAUGUCUGUGAUCGCGCACGUCGAUCACGGUAAAUCGACGCUCACGGAUUCUCUCGUCGCCGCGGCGGGGAUCAUCGCGCAGGAAAACGCCGGGGACGCGCGCUUGACGGAUACGCGUCAAGACGAGCAAGAUCGGUGCAUUACGAUCAAGUCCACGGGUAUUUCGUUGUUCUACACCGUGUCUGACGAGGAUUUGGCGCGCUUGCCGAAAGAUGUGCCGCGUGAUGGUAACAACUACCUGAUCAACUUGAUUGAUUCUCCGGGUCACGUCGAUUUCUCGUCCGAGGUGACGGCGGCGUUGCGCAUCACCGACGGCGCCUUGGUCGUCGUUGAUUGCGUCGAAGGUGUUUGCGUACAAACCGAAACCGUGCUUCGUCAAGCGCUCGGUGAACGCAUUAAGCCUGUGAUGACGGUGAACAAGCUCGAUCGCUGCUUCCUCGAACUCAUGCUCGACGGCGAAGAGGCGUACCAAAACUUCUGCCGCGUCAUCGAAAAUGCGAACGUCAUCAUGGCUACCUACACGGAUGAGGCGCUCGGUGACGUGCAAGUCGCGCCGGAGAAGGGUACCGUGUGCUUCUCCGCUGGUCUUCACAACUGGGCGUUCACCUUGACCGUUUUCGCGAAGAUGUACGCCGCCAAGUUCGGCAUUGACCAAGACGCCAUGAUGGGCAAGCUUUGGGGCGACAACUUCUUCGAUCCGAAGGAGCGUAAGUGGACCAAGAAGAACACUGGCUCGAAGACGUGCAUGCGUGCUUUCGUCCAGUUCUGCUACGAGCCGAUCCGUCGCGUCAUCGAUGCCGCGAUGAACGACAACAAGGACAAGCUCUGGCCGAUGCUCGAAAAGCUUCAAGUGAAGGAUAGGCUCAAGCCCGCUGACUUGGACUUGAUGGGCAAGCCGUUGAUGAAGCGUAUCAUGCAAACCUGGUUGCCGGCCGAUGUUGCUCUUCUUGAGAUGAUCAUCUACCACUUGCCUUCCCCGGCUACGGCGCAAAAGUACCGUGCGGAUACCCUCUACGAGGGUCCGCUCGAUGACGCCUACGCCAACGCGAUUCGCGAGUGCGAUGCCAACGGUCCGCUCAUGUUGUACGUGUCCAAGAUGAUCCCGACCGCCGAUAAGGGUCGUUUCUUGGCCUUCGGUCGUGUGUUCUCUGGUACCGUGCAAACUGGCCAAAAGGUGCGCAUCAUGGGUCCGAACUACGUUCCGGGUGAGAAGAAGGAUUUGUACAUCAAGUCCAUCCAGCGCACCGUGUUGUGCAUGGGCCGUCGUCAAGACGCUAUCGACAACGUGCCGUGCGGUAACACCGUCGCCAUGGUUGGUCUCGAUCAGUUCAUCCAAAAGAAUGCGACCAUCACUGGUGAGAAGGAUGUCGAUGCGCACACCAUCAAGGCGAUGAAGUUCUCCGUCUCUCCGGUUGUCCGCGUCGCUGUUGAGUGCAAGAACUCGCAAGAUCUCCCCAAGCUCGUCGAAGGUCUCAAGCGCCUUUCCAAGUCCGAUCCGAUGGUUCAGUGCCAAAUCGAAGAGACUGGUGAGCACAUCGUCGCCGGUGCUGGUGAGCUUCACCUCGAAAUCUGCUUGAAGGAUCUCCAAGAAGAUUUCAUGGGUGGUGCCGAAAUUCGCAUCUCCGAUCCGGUCGUGUCCUUCCGCGAAACCGUCAACGGUACCUCGGACCACAUUUGCAUGUCCAAGUCCCCGAACAAGCACAACCGUUUGUACUUCCAAGCCGUCGCCAUGGACGAAGGUCUUGCCGAAGCCAUUGACAACGGUGAAGUCACCCCGCGCGAUGACCCGAAGACUCGCGGUCGUUUCUUGGCUGACAAGUACGGCUGGGACAAGGAUCUCGGCGCCAAGAAGAUUUGGUGCUUCGGUCCGGACACCACCGGCCCGAACCUCAUCGUCGAUAUGUGUAAGGGUGUCCAGUACCUCAACGAAAUCAAGGAUUCGUGCGUUGCGGCGUUCCAGUGGGCCACCAAGGAAGGUGUCCUCGCCGAAGAAAACAUGCGCGGCAUCAAGUUCGAGAUCCACGAUGUCGUUCUCCACACCGAUGCCAUUCACCGUGGUGGUGGUCAAAUCAUCCCGACGUGCCGCCGUGUCUUGUACGCGUCUGCACUCACCGCGGAACCGCGUCUCCUCGAGCCGGUGUACUUGGUUGAAAUCCAAGCUCCGGAGCAAGCGCUCGGCGGUAUCUACUCCACCGUUACGCAAAAGCGUGGUAUGGUUAUCGAAGAGACCCAGCGCCCGGGUACCCCGAUUUACAACAUCAAGGCGUACUUGCCGGUCAUGGAAUCUUUCGGUUUCACGGGUACUCUCCGUGCAGCGACUUCCGGCCAAGCGUUCCCGCAGUGUGUGUUUGAUCACUGGGAUAUGCUCAACAGCGAUCCGCUCAACCCGGAUUCGCAGUCUGGUAAGCUCGUCAAGGACAUCCGUAAGCGUAAGGGUAGCAAGGAGAACGUCCCGCCGCUCAACGAAUACGAAGACAAGCUCUAAUUGUAGGGUCUCAGGAGCAGCUUUUGAAACGUACAUCUCUAUAAUACACAAA